This is a messenger RNA of Coprinopsis cinerea okayama7#130, 678 nucleotides long. RefSeq lists its product as hypothetical. The transcript has 4 exons. Lineage: Eukaryota; Fungi; Basidiomycota; Agaricomycetes; Agaricales; Psathyrellaceae. The record is from RefSeq and is a predicted model, not a curated record. The coding region runs from base 1 to 678 and encodes 225 amino acids.
AUGGACUCCUCUCAUUCUCCCUCCAAAUGCUUCGACGCACGAACUGUGCCUCUGGAAUACGGAAAUGGGCCAUUGAAUCCCGAUGUCGGUGGAGCUGCAACAGCAAUAGCGAACAUAGUGAUCAACUUGCUUCUUCCCGCCAGUCCCAUGUGCGCUUAUGUCGUUGGAUGCUCCAUCCUUCACGCCCUGGGGGUCAAUACCAGUCUCUACGCCAAGCUAACGUCGACAGAGACGCGAAGGAUUAUUUUCCUCCUUGGCCUCGCCUUGCCAUGGCUAUGGCUAACCAACAACGUCGUCCUGUCCUUCUCGACUACGGCCUUCAAGAAUUCCGAGCACUGUGCCGAAAUGACCAUACCCCGGUUCCUCGAGUUUAUGAUUGUUUCAACAUUCACUGGCGUUCUCGACGUCCUCGGAAGAAGGGACUUGUACGACGACCUAAAGCGACGAGGGGGUCUUGGCCUAAUCUCACUCGUUGUCCUGUGGGUCUAUGGCUGGUACCUUGCACGACAUCGAGAAGAAAUCAUCAGACUUGCCAAGUCGGCGGAGGAAACACCGUUUCGGACUAAGAUUACUCGAGUGUUGCCAUAUGGAGAUCGACUUAUUUCCAUCUAUGGUCGAGUGAGGCUCAUCUGGAGGUUACCUUGGGCUUGCUGCACCAUCCAUGGGUUUUUGUCGUAG